CGGUCCUUCUUCAGCAGGGGCUCUGUUCAAUAUGGAGUAGAGAAAAUCGCCUGAUUCACACUGCACUUGGCUGCUCGCCUCUCAUUCGCAUUCUCGGCCAGUUCUGCCACUCGAGCACAAAUUAUGAACUGUCCCCCACAAGUAGCAGCCUGUACGACUCUCCCGUGUAGGUACGACACAUCUCUGAAUAUAUCGUGUGUGUAAAACGGUGUGUACUACUACUACGACAACAACAGCCGGGGCUGAUUAGCAGCGAACUGUUCGAACUGCUCUAACUCUUUAAACAACCACAACAACAACCACAACAACAACCACCACCGUGUGGCCUGGAGGCGUUUCAUCACCGGGGCUGUUGCUCUCACGAGGCUCAGGAGCCGCGGGACCUUGUCGACACUCGGCGGUUUCGGCGAAAAUAACCAGAAGUAACAAGUGGCGACGAGGUCAGUGGGUGAAGGGUGACAUCGCCUCGGUCCGUCGACCCCGAGAAUGCACAAUGCAGCGAGUGUCUCGGCCUCCCUGGGGUCCAUAGGACUGCUGCGUCUCUUCGGGGUGUCCUGGACCUGGAGCCUGGCAGCAGGACUUGGGGUUUAUCUGGGCACCAGAAGCUGGAAAUACUUCUACGUCGCAGCGCGCACCGCCAGGAGAGACCUCAAUGGCCUGUAUGUGCUGCUGAGGGUGAAGCUGGCCCUCUGGCGAUACAUGCGAAGUGGAACCAACAUUCCUUCCAUCUUCGCACAGACCGCGAAACGUCACCCGAACAAACCGGCACUGAUCUAUGAGGCCACGGGGGAAACGUGGACCUUCGCCCAGCUGGAUGAGCUGUCUAACGCCGUGGCCCACUGGGCAAGAGGUCAGGGGUGGGUCUCCGGGGACGUGGUGGCCGUCUUCAUGGAAAGCCGGCCGUUGCAGGUGGCUCUUUGGCUGGGCCUGGCCAAGGUUGGGGUGGAAGCUGCACUCAUCAACUUCAACCUCCGACACGACUCCCUCCUGCACUGUGUUGGGGUAUCGGGGUCACGCGCGAUCGUGUUUGGAGCCGAGCUUGCUGAUGCCAUGUCGGAAGUCAGUUCCUCCAUCACCCAGUCUAUGGUUCGUUUUUGUACCGGAGACCUCAGUGCAGAACAUAUGGCCUCUCUGGCUGCUCUACCUCUGGACCCAAUCUUAGCCUCUGCAUCUAGACAUCCUACUUCCCCUUGUGUUCCCCCCAAAGGCAUGAACGACCGUCUCUUCUAUAUUUACACCUCUGGCACUACAGGACUGCCGAAGGCUGCUAUUGUUGUUCACAGUCGUUACUACAGAAUCGCUGCCUUUGGGUAUUUUGCCUUCCGCAUGCGUUCCGAUGACAUCAUCUAUGACUGCCUGCCGCUCUAUCACUCAGCAGGUAAUAUAAUGGGAGUUGGGCAGUGUCUGAUCCAUGGCCUCACUGUGGUGGUGAAGAAGAAAUUCUCUGCCAGUCGUUUCUGGGAAGACUGCAUUAAGUACAACUGCACUGUGGUUCAGUAUAUCGGGGAAAUCUGCCGCUAUCUCCUGUCUCAGCCAGUGCGGCCAUCAGAAAAGGGCCACAAAGUUAGGCUGGCAGUGGGAAAUGGGCUGCGUCCCAGUGUGUGGGAGGCCUUCACAGAACGUUUUCGGGUGGCGCAGAUUGGCGAGUUCUAUGGAGCGACUGAGUGCAACUGCAGCAUUGCCAACAUGGAUGGCAAGGUGGGAGCUUGUGGAUUCAACAGUCGCAUUCUCCCUAAUGUGUACCCCAUCCGUCUGGUGAGGGUGGACGAGGACAGCAUGGAGCUAAUUCGCGACAGCCGGGGCCUUUGUGUGCCUUGCCGCCCUGGGGAGCCAGGGCUUCUGGUGGGUCGUAUUAACCAGCAGGACCCAUUGCGGCGAUUUGACGGUUACGCCAAUCAGGAUGCUACAAGGAAGAAGAUAGCACACAAUGUCUUCAAGCAAAAUGACUCUGCAUAUUUAUCAGGUGACGUACUGGUGAUGGAUGAACUGGGCUACAUGUACUUCCGGGAUCGUAGCGGAGACACAUUCCGCUGGCGAGGAGAGAAUGUCUCCACCACGGAGGUGGAAGGCACGCUCAGCAGUCUCCUGGGUCAGACUGAUGUAGCAGUUUAUGGUGUGGCAGUGCCAGAUGUGGAAGGUAAGGCAGGCAUGGCUGCAAUCGCAGACGCCACAGGGAGUUUUGAUUGCAAUGGUUUCUUGCAGAAAGUCCAGCGAGCUCUCCCUCCGUAUGCUCGACCAGUGUUCCUGCGAAUCUCUCCAAAUGUAGACACCACAGGUACAUUUAAAAUUCAAAAAACCAGGCUGCAGAGGGAGGGAUACGACCCACGGCUCACAACAGACCAGAUCUACUUUUUGAACACUAGAUCUGCGCGUUAUGAGGCGAUAGAUGAGGAGCUGUACAAUGCUAUAGCGGAGGGAAGAAUGUCUCUAUGACAUGGAGGCCAAUGCAAGGCGGUCAAGGUGCCUCAGUGAGACAGAUCGGGUAGAGAGAGAGGAUAACAGGCAUAUGCUGAUGCUGGGAUCAGUCUUGGUUCACCACCUGUCUGGAUUUUAACUGUUCAAAGAACAGAGUUGAGAGAACUACUUAUAUAGAGAGUGCACUGUUACAGAUGAUAUUUUAACACUGUAUGAGUAACACACCAGGACACAAUGUGAGGGCAUUUAUUUUCUUUAAUAUCUCCUUUUUAUAUAUUAAAAGAACACCUCAAAAUGUCCCACAACCCACUUGACAUAGGAGCCUGUUACAAUAAUGUGGUAAGGACAGCACGGGUGGUAUCAAGUCAAACUUUGUUACAGGGUAUUUUACCCAUAAAUGAAAUAUGCUGCAAGAUUUAUUUUGUGUAGGUUUAGGCAAUUCUUGAGUGUGAAGGUAUGGAGUUGCUGCCAUGUGUUUGGAUGAAACUCCGGUUGAAGACCAGACGUCAACAUGCUGUACACUCGGAUACUACAUUAAACGCUAACCAUAGUGUUUUUACUGCAAAGGAAAACUAAUCUCACAUGUCAUACUUGAGCCUCUGAAAAACACUGGCACGGGUUUGCAAAAUACACAUGCUGUAUGUGCCUUAUAUGAAACAUGACAAAAGUUUCAUUUUUUUACUUUUAUCUUGGAAAAGAGUUCGAAGGAAAUUGGAAAUCACAGCAGUGAUUGUGUGCCAUGCAAACCUGAGUCACACAUAGUCACUGUUAUUUUAUGUAAUAAAUCUUAUCAGUGUAGUAAUAUAUGGGGUUUUAAAAGGUUGUGAAGUUGUUUGCAAUUUCGAAUCUUUCAGACUACAUUUGUUUUAACGCAAAUUAAAUAUUUAAAUACA
Messenger RNA from Scophthalmus maximus (turbot), 3308 nucleotides. RefSeq names its product solute carrier family 27 member 1a (gene slc27a1a). Gene Ontology annotation, cellular component: mitochondrial inner membrane; plasma membrane. Gene Ontology annotation, molecular function: fatty acid transmembrane transporter activity; long-chain fatty acid-CoA ligase activity; long-chain fatty acid transmembrane transporter activity. The record is from RefSeq and is a predicted model, not a curated record. The transcript has 13 exons. Gene Ontology annotation, biological process: phosphatidylserine biosynthetic process; response to insulin; negative regulation of phospholipid biosynthetic process. NCBI's taxonomy places the organism in Eukaryota, Metazoa, Chordata, Actinopteri, Pleuronectiformes, Scophthalmidae. Bases 487 to 2433 code for a protein of 648 amino acids.